This is a messenger RNA of Scatophagus argus, 6222 nucleotides long. RefSeq names its product nerve growth factor receptor b (gene ngfrb). NCBI's taxonomy places the organism in Eukaryota, Metazoa, Chordata, Actinopteri, Scatophagidae. Gene Ontology annotation, molecular function: nerve growth factor binding; death receptor activity; coreceptor activity. The coding region runs from base 367 to 1656 and encodes 429 amino acids. Gene Ontology annotation, biological process: Rho protein signal transduction. The transcript is spliced from 6 exons. The record is from RefSeq and is a predicted model, not a curated record. Gene Ontology annotation, cellular component: cell surface; plasma membrane.
UGGGCGUGGAGAGGGAGAUGGCUUCUUCCCCGAAGCCGUUGAGCCGAGCGUGUCUGACACAUGAGCACAAACGGAGAAAAGCGCACAGAGUUGAACAUCCGAUGGGUCAAUCUCAGCGAUUUUACUCCCUGACUGGAUCCUGUCUGCAGCCAAAGAUUCUGGACUGAGUGAUUCCCGUUGCGAUUCACUCUUGGUAGCGACGAGCUACUUGGAGAAUUUCUUUUUCUAGAAGUAAACUCAGAAGAAGCGCACGGCCGCAGCGAUGACAGACAAGUUUAGUUCACCUUUAAAUCACUGAGAGCCGCAUCCUGCUGCGCUGCAUCCGACCCGACUGACCCUUCUGGGAAGACACAAAGGAGAUACAGGAUGAAUUCCGCUUUCAUAACUGUGCUACUUGGAUUGGUUGGGGCUCUGGCCAAUAAGGAAGAUUGUUUGUCGGGCCAAUAUACAAACAGCGGAGAGUGCUGCAAACAAUGCCCGCCCGGCGAGGGCGUCGUCACACCAUGUGGAGCCACACAGACUGUCUGUGACCCCUGCCUUGACAGUGAAACCUUCUCAGAAAGCUUCAGCCACACAGAGAAAUGUCAGGCCUGCACAGUAUGCACAGAUUUGCUCCGCAUGAAGGCGCCCUGCACAGACUCCAACGACGCCACCUGCGUGUGCAACUAUGGCUACUACAUGAACCAAAUCUCACAGCGUUGUGAACCCUGCACCAAAUGUCCUGAAGGUCAGGGCAUGCUGUUCAGCUGUGAGUUCGACCACGACACUGUGUGCGAGGAGUGCAACGGGGACACUUACUCGGACCAGGAAAGUUCUCGGGAGCCCUGCAUCCCUUGCACCACCUGUGAUGAGGAGGAAAUAUUAUAUCCGUGCACCUCUGUCACUGAUACGGUUUGUCAAGUUACGGAGACUUUCCCUUCAGUGACUUCCACACCCUACACCAUACCUCCCUAUGAUGACUUUGCACCAGAUGCCCCACCUCCAGAGGUCCCUAUAGACAGCACCACCACCACCACCACCACUACCACCACUACUAAUGGUGAUUCUCAGGAGCGGCUGUAUGAUGGCUUGAACGACAAACUCAUACCCAUUUACUGCUCCAUCCUGGCAGCAGUUGUUGUUGGCCUCGUGGCCUUCAUCAUCUUCAAGAGGUGGAACAGCUGUAAGCAGAACAAGCAAGGAGCCAACAACUGCACAGCUAACCAAAACCAGACGCCAUCACCUGAGGGAGAGAAGCUGCACAGUGACAGUGGCAUUUCUGUAGACAGCCAAAGUCUGCAGGAGCAGCAGGCCCAGACUCAGACACAGACAGUUGUCACCAUAGAUGAGGAGCCUUGUUUGCUCCUUCCUCUCCACACUAGAGAGAAAGUGGAGAAGCUGCUGUUCAGGGGCAGCGAAGGAGACGACUGUAACCACAUGGACGACAGCGACUGGUGCAACCUGGCGGGCCUCCUGGGAUACGAGGAGGAGCGGAUCGCGACGUUCCGGCAGGAGGAGCAUCCUGUCUGUGCGCUUUUGUCUGACUGGGCGAGCAAGGACAGCGCCAGCAUUGACACGCUGUGCACAGCUCUGCGCAAGAUCAACCGUGAUGACAUCGCCCAGAGCCUGGUGCUAAGCCCAAGCGCCGCGAAGCCGACCGCCACUUCUGUAGUCUGAUUUAAGCUGAACGGCGAGCAAAACACCUGAACCUUAACCUUAAUAUUCUUCCCUCAUUCAACAUAAUUCAUGCUAGAAAUGCUUUAAGCUAUUUCCUCAUGAAGCUAGCAGUCGCAGUGAUGAUCAAAUAUAAUGGAUCCUGAAGAAUUAUUCAAUAUAUAAUGAAGGGAUAAGACAGGAAGAUGACAGAAAUUAGACAAAAACUGAAUGAAUGUCAAUGUACCUAAUCAAAUCAAUCAAAGGAAAACCUUCCACUUCACCAUCGGGAUUUGCUUAUAAUAAUUCACUCAUAUUUGAAAAUCCGCUCAGUGUAAAGCCUACAUGGGGGAAAUGGUCUACAAUCAUUCUAUAAUGAGCCUGGAUAUCCACCGGCCUUUCUACACUAUCUGACAUCCAGCUUACCAUCUUGUGUCUUUAUUAACCAUGGAGCAGCAAUGGUCUUUGAAAUGGCUCUUUCACCCUUACAACUACAUCUACAGGACAACUUGAUCUUCUGCAUCUUUAUUCUUCAUUCUUAGGCGUAGUCACCGUGUCCCUUACAGAUAGCAUUCAUAUGCCUGUGUGUCUCUAAAUGUUACGUUACAAGUCUAUACUACCAAAGAGGAGUAAAUGUCCAUACCUGAAAAGCAACAUUAUUUACAUGCCAUGUUAGAUUUUUUUGAAUUUAAGUCGUCAAAUGGCUCGUGUCCUUUACUGCCACGCGAUGAGGCCUGCAUACCACAGAGUAUCUGGAUCUUUGACAAAUAUGACAACCUGAAGAAGGAUGCUUGGACAUGUUUCAAAAUGAACCUGUUCUUCAGUUAAAACAAAAACUAAGUCCAGCUUUUCACUCUUAUGUUCAAUACUCGUAUUAGAUUUAAGACACUGAGCUAAAACACACCUGGAAUUAAACUUCGGCGUCAUCUUGAGUGAGUAUCUCUUCUUUUGACAAAUGCUAUAAGAACUGCUGGCCGCGCUCUGGGGGGAAGGUCAUUGACUGAGGCAACAAAAGACACUAUUCUAUGUGCACAGACCUAUCUGCAUAACACAGGAGCCCCCCACAUAGACUCCUUCAUACUGACCCAGAAAAGGGAAGAACGUGGAACUCAAGUCACCCAGUAACAGCUAUGUAUACUGUGUGUUCAUAGACAGACACCAAAUAGAAACACAUACUGUACAUACAUACCACAUAGACUUACAGUGUGUAACCAUGCAUGAAUGUAUUAUACACACAAACACACACACACACAUCAUGCAUACAUUUACAUUCUGUUUUGUUGGAGAAGACAUAGAAAACUUCAGAACCUGCCGUGUAGUACGUGUAGCACUCUCCUGAGGGAACCAUUGUUUAAAGUCAUUAUUAGUAGCCAAUAUAAAGUAAAGUAUAAUUCAUAUAAGUUGCGAUGUGUGGUGUAGAUGGUGAAGUAACAGUAAACAUGCAUGCAUGCAGAAACUAGCAACUAAUUGUCAGCCAGUGCACAGAAUCCAAGAAAAAGCAAACAAUAUGUUCAAAAUAAUCAGGUUGCAAAAGAAAAAUCUGUGAUUUUCUACCAUUUUUUUUGCCUAAUUUCUCAGGGUAUCUUGAAUGAUUGUGUUACCUACAUGAAUGUUACACUUACUAUUACACCCUGUAAAGUUAGCUGAACAAUCGAUUGAUGUUCAAGAGGGGAGGUUUAUCCAAAGCAGUUAUUCUUGCGGCUGACAAUCCUUCAAACAGGUGCGUAAGACAGGAAAACGGGUAAGAGAAGAAAGAAAAAGGGUGUCCUGUUUCCUCAUUGUUUGCAACAAUGACAUCGGGAUAAAAGGCUAGUCAGUGGAGACAUAAGUCAAAGGAUUUGGAUGAAUUCAGACCUAGGGAAAGCGGAAAAGUUUUGGAUUACUUUAAAGGUCAAAGCCACGACUCUGCAUUUGCGUUAAUCAGCUUGUUUAAGUCUAAUCACAUGUUCCUCUCCCUGUGGCGGUAUGUGCUUUUUGCAUUGUGUUGUGUUCCACCUAAUUUGGUUUGAAUUUGAGUUUUAUUAUGUUGAUAUAUCAUUAACUGAGGAUUGGUAGGACUUAUUUGUCGUUUUUCCUCUUUUUUUCUGACUGUCGGGGAAAAUAAUUGAAGGAACAGCUAGUUUACUGUGUGAAGCUUGACUGUCACCAACUUCAUCUGCUACUCUCGGGUACAGAUUGUAUAUUGUUACUAACCACUAGCAUAGUGUGCUUCAUGCUGUAGUGUUACUUUUAAUGAAGGUAUUCUCAUUUUCCCUUACUUUCUAAGGGUUGUUGUAUUUUCUUUCCCAAAUAACAACUGUAAAUGGUAUUAUAUUAGUAUUAUAUUUCUUUUAUUGUCCUAGAUUGUAGCACUUAAAUCUGUAAUUAUGUGUCUGCUUUGCAUCACAAGUGCCUGGGAACUGUUUCAGGUGUCCGCUGAUGUCUUUGUUUUUUUGUUGUUUUUGUAAGUGUAUCUCCUUUACUUGUUAUUUUUUACUUGUAAAUAAUUUGUCUUUUUCUAGUUUUUAUUUUAGUUAAAGGUUUAGAAGGCACUGUACAAUAUUUUCGUCAAUGGGAAGUUGUUAUACAAUAUCAGUGCUGUCCUGGUUUAAAAGGGUAAGAAUGGCAAAGGGAAGGGAGGUGCCUUUGUGAGGCACUCGGUGCAAUUAACAAAUUAAUCACCACCAGUAAUGUAGUGUGUCAGGCAUGAAUAGGAAACCAAAAUUUUCUCAAGUUAUUUUAAUAUCUUUUAGACUACUCAGAAAUAGAAAGGCUCUAACUACACUCAGUCAGAAAGACAACAUCAUAAUAAACUAUGCUUCAAGUACCCUGCACAAUAAGGCAGGAUGAGUUUAUGAGUGUGAUAUUUCUUCUUUGCUUUCCUGCUGAGAUUAGAUGAUAAGACUCACAUAUCUGUCAGGUGGCUAGCUUAGCUUAGCAUAAAGACUGGACUCCUGGGUCUGUACCGGCACAUCUAAUAGCUAAUUAACAUGUUAUGUAUUGUUUGUUUAAUCAUUAAGCAUCCAAGAAUAGAUGUUGGUAAUAUGCGUGCAAAACCUUGGAUAUAUUGAAACAUUACACUUCUUUGCGUUUGUUUAUGUUCAGUUUUGAAUUUUGUUAUGUGACAAUGCUGUUGUUAAGAUUUAAUGUGGUUAGGUUUAAGAACAAAAUCCACUUGGUUAGGAUUAGGGAAAGGUCAUGUUUUGGCUCUCCUGGUUUGGUCACCACAAAAUACCUGGAAAUUGUCCUGACACCUGGUUAAAAAUAUCUGGUUUACAGCUGGACAUCUCUUGAUCUCUUGAUGUGUCAUUAGAAAUACGUGAUUUUCCAUGGAAAGCGUCUUAGUCGAAACGGUCUUGAACAGUGGUCUCUCGGUUGGCAGUCAUCUCCUCCUACUGGUAAGAAAGCCCUCAUAUACGUUUGAUGUAGCCAUAACAAUGCACGUAUUGUAGAAAUGUUGAUAAGUGCAUAAAAUGUUCAAACUUUACAUAUUCAUUGUUUGCAGAAAUGUAAAAUUCCAACAUUUUAUUCAAGUGAAUGUGUUGUCUUGUCAGUGUUAAAAUAAAAAGUUGUGAUGUUACAAGGGUUUACAUACCAGACAUGCUAGCCUGACUCUGUCCGAUACCAUGAUAGUCAAAAUCCAAUGGUCAGUGGAUUUUGUUUCCUUUGGACAGAGCUAGGCUAGCUGUUUUCCCUGGUUACAGUCUUUAGGCUAAACAAAACUAACGGCCUGCUAGCUGUAGCUGUAUAUUCUUCACACAGAUAUGAGUGGCAUUGAUCUUAUCUACCUUUCUGCAACAAAGCAAAUAAGCAAAUCCACCCACUUCAUAAUUUUUUCCCCCACAACUUGAAUUCACAGAACAUGUUGAGUGUUAUUAAGUUAAAAAAUGUCAAAUUUCCCAAGUGUCCUAGUUAUCUUAAAAAAAAACUAGGCCAGCAAGAUUUUAAGUUCUGAUCUGACAAGCUAAUUGAAAUUACACGAAAUUAUUGUCUAAUAAGUUGUUGUGCUGGUAAAUUAAUGUUUGCUAGUUUUUGGCAGCUGUAGUAAGCAGGAUUGAGGAAGCUUGAAAUACUAACCCUAACUUGGCCCUGAACCUGCUUUGGUUUGUGAUACUUAAAAUACUAAAAAUUAUUUUGCUUUUUAUAAUAUGUAUUCAAUACUAGCUAUUGCCACAGAAUGACUUUCCCUGACAGUUCUAUGUAAUGUAGCUCAAUCAAUACUAUCUUCAGAGUUUAUCCUACUGUCAGAAACUAUGAAUAGAAAUGGAGGCUUUUUCCUCUGACAGUAUUUGUUUAGAUUGAUAGAUAUGAGAGGAGCAGCGAUCAGGCAGUGAAUUUCUUGUACAGUAAAUCCAGUUGAAGAUGAACUUGUUGUAAUAUUGCACUUGAGUGAGUGGGGAAUGAAAAGACUGUCAUUGGAGGACAAGGUUUAAUUAAAAAAAAAGCCCUGGUGAUAGUGACAAGACUGAUUUACACCAGGACUGAAAUGUAUAGAGCUGAGAAAUACUGAAUGUUCCUUGUAUAGGCAUACUCAUACAUAUACUGUACGAUACUUAAUGUGAAUUUGCUAAACUCUGAUAUCAGACGAGCAGUAAAACUAUAAUCCUACAA